UGUAUAGUGUAAUGUCUCCUGACAGGUAAAUGAACUGUACUCCGGUAUAGUUUGUUAAUGUAUAUAGAGAAAAAUGUUUGGAUGGUAUAUUUAGUAUCUGACCGUAAUGAUGAGCUAUGAACUAGGAUGGUAUUUAAUGUUUUUUAGUAAGUUUCUGUGGAUGCACACAAAACAAAAGUGAAAUUCUUGUUUAGUUAAGGGAAAUUGUUAUAAUUUUCAGAAAAUAAGUGUUUGUUAUAAGGAAAAGUUGAUAAAAACUUUUUCAAGUGAAAUAAAACUUGCUGAUGUAAGUGAAAUAAAACUUGCUUAUUUAAGUGAAAUAAAACUUGCUUAUUCAAGUGAAAUAAAACCUGUGAGACAUUUUGUUUUCUGUUAUUGUUUUAUGGAACUAUUCUUGUGGAUUUUCUUUACGAGGGAUACAACAUUUUAUUAAACCAAAAAUAAGCCCCAAACAGGGGUUACCUAGAAACCGCCUCAUCACCUAGCAACAGUUGCCAAGGGCAACCAGCCAUAGUAACAAGAUGGCGACACUAUCACUGAAGAUAAGCAUCGUGGGAAAAAACAUUGUGAAGACGAUGCAGUUUGAGCCGUCGAUGAUAGUUUAUGACGUGUGUCGAAAUGUCCGUGACCGAUUGUCAGAAAUGGGCAUACCCCUUCCACCAGGCAAUCCCAAUGAUUUCGGCCUAUUUCUGGCGGAUGAAGACAUUAAAAAGGGUCUUUGGUUGGAGGCAGGAAGGGCUCUGGACUAUUACUUGCUUAGGAAUGGGGACCUUUUGGAGUACAAGACAAAGGUCCGGAUCCUCAAGGUGCGGACCCUGGAUGGCGCGAUUCGUAAGAUACAGGUGGAUGAUAGCCACACAGUGGGACAACUUCUGAUAUCAAUAACCUCCAAGAUUGGUAUCACGAACCAUGAAGAAUACUCCUUGAUUCUGGAAAUAGCCGAAGAUGAGAAAGAAAAGACCUUGACCUUGAAAAGAGAUAAAUCAAUUGCUAAAGACCAGAAAAAACUGGAGGAGAUGAGGAAAAAAUUGCAUACAGAAGAUGAUAUGAAUUGGCUGGACCAUGCUAAAACGCUUCGUGAACAAGGCAUCAACUCUGAUGAUGACACUAUCCUGUUACGGCGUAAGUUCUUCUUCUCCGACCAGAACGUGGAUGCCCGGGAUCCUGUACAGCUUAGUCUUCUGUUUGUGCAGACCCGCGACGCUAUUCUGAACGGUACCCAUCCAGUAAGUCAAGACGAGGCUAUUCAGUUUGCGGGUAUACAGUGUCAGAUACAGUUUGGUGACCAUGAUGAGAAAAAACACAAGCCCGGACUUUUCGAGAAUAAAGAGUUCCUACCAAAGGAAUAUUGCAAGGUGAAAGGAAUAGAGAAGAAAAUCUUCCUGGAACACAGGAAGUGGGCAGGCUACCCAGAGAGAGAUGCAAAAGUGAAGUAUACACAGUCAUGCCGUGCGCUGAAGACGUAUGGUAUCACCUUCUUCCUUGUGAAGGAAAAAGUGAAGGGGAAAAAUAAGCUGGUUCCCCGUCUGCUGGGUAUCAACAAAGAGAGCGUUGUGCGUGUUGACGAGAAGACGAAGGAAAUCAUGAAACAUUGGCCUCUCACGACUGUAAGACGUUGGGCCGCCUCGCCGAACAGUUUUACUCUGGACUUUGGUGAUCAUGCGGACCAAUACUAUUCAGUACAGACUCAGGAAGGUGAACAGAUAGCUGCCCUGAUAGCCGGAUACAUUGAUAUCAUCCUGAGGAAGAAAAAAAAUAAGGACCAUCUAGGUAUUGAGGGUGAUGACGAUGCGUUGAUGUUUGAAGAAAACGUGUCAUCAGCCAAGGCAACAAUAAUAUCCCACCAGUCCCACAAUGUCUCCCAUGGGCAGUCGGGGAGUGUCUCUAUCCCCGGGGUGAUGCGGGACGGGGGUGGGGGAGAGAGCCAGAUAUCCACGGGAUCGCUUCAACAGGCCAUGUUUUCUAUGCAGUCUAACCAGGCCCAUGCUGGACAAGCCAUUAGACAGAGCCAGUCUUUCCAAGAGCACAACCUGACCCAGGCACAGAGGGCUCUUGUUCUCACAAUAGAUGAUGGGUUGUCAGCUGUAUCUCAGGCACAGAGUGAGCUUGACAAGAAAAUCGACAUCCCGGACCUUGGCUCUGACUAUGCCUCCAGAAAAUGGCGAGAGAACAACCUUGACCUGUCACGACAGAAGGUGUCCGCACAGCUAUCAGCGAUGAAUGCAGCUACUGCACAACUGGUAACAUUGACUGGAACUGAUGAGCCAGAUUACGGACAUGUCGGCGCUUCAGUUAACCAGAUAUCAUCCAACCUGGGAGACUUCACGCACGACAUUCGCAUGUUGGCUGCUUUACAAGAGGAUGACGACAGUGGGAACAGAUUAAUGGAUGCUGCUCGGAGGCUAGCGGGAGGACUCUCAGAUCUGUUGAACGCUGUACAGCCUGAGAGACAAGAGCCCAGACAGAAUGUGCUUCAAGCUGCCAGCAGGGUAGGGGAGGCAAGUCAUGAUGUGAUGGAUGGUGUAGGGGAGUCAAUCGAUGAUAUGGACAAGGCCUACCAGGAGACUCUUAUUGCUCUCGCCAAGGCGGUGGCCAACGCCACAGCCCAAUUGGUGCUGAAGGCCAAGUCUGUUGCCUCCACAGCGGAGGACCAGGAGCUGCAGAACCGAGUGAUCAGUAGCGCCACACAGUGUGCUCUGGCUACUUCACAGCUGGUUGCCUGUACGAAGGUUGUUGCACCUACCAUUGGCAGCCAGGCUUGCCAAGAACAGAUCAUAGAGUCAGCCAAGAUGGUAGCCCAGUCUGUGGAAGGUGUGGUGGACCAGGCGGCCAGUGUGACCCAGGAUGAGAGACUGUUACAGGACCUUGGUGGAGCUGCCACAGCCGUCACUCAGGCGCUCAAUGAUAUGCUGAAACACAUCAAACUCGGUGCUGGACCUGCUAAGGCUUCUGAAUCACAAGAAGAGGCUGUAGACACCAUUCUGACUGUGACAGACCGCCUGUUCAGCAGUGUAGGAGAUGCUCAUGAUAUGGUGAAACAAGCCAGGCAGCUGGCUCAGGCCACCUCUAUGCUGGUAAACACAAUCCGAGGCCAGGCAGAGGAUCACCCAGACGCUGACGUUCAGAAGAGACUUCUAGCUGCUGCCAAGGCACUUGCUGAUGCUACCGCUAAAAUGGUGGAGGCUGCUAAGGGCUGUGCAACGAGUCCAAAUGACUCUGAGAGGCAGGUGAUGUUGAGGUCUGCAGCGGAGGAAUUGAGGGCGGCAACAAACGCUGCUGCCAGCAACGCACUCAAGAAAAAACUCAUGCAGAGGCUAGAGCCUUUGUCAAAAUUACAGAGUGCUGCCAAAAAUGCAGCCACUGCUUCAACACAGCUUAUCAACGCUUCUACCAGCGCCAACAAGACAAACACCAACACUUCGUCACAGCAUGAUCUGGAAGUACAUUGCCGGGCUGUUAAUGAUGAGUUACCUGCCCUUGUACAAGGUUUCCGGGGCGUGGCAAACAAUCGUGACAGCGCACGGGCACAACUUACCCUGCUUAAAUCUUCGCAAGAAUUUGUACAGCCGGCCAAUUCGCUGGUCAGUGCCGCCAAUGCCGCAGGCCCUACGGUAUCUGACCAGGCCGCAGCCACAAACCUCCACUACAACAUCAAAAACAUGUCAGCUGCACUCGCAGAGCUGAGAUCUGCUGCUUCUAAGGCUCAAGAAGCAAUGGGCUUUAUGGAGCUGGAAAGCGCGUUGGAAGAGGUCAUUGAAUUGGAUCGUGAACUUGUGGAGAUGAAGCAAUCUGCACAGCAGGGUGACUUGAGACCACUGCCGGGUGAAACUUCUGAAGUAUGCGCCAGUAACCUAGGAGCCAACUCCAAGAAGGUGGGAUCUGCUAUGGCCCAGCUCCUUACUGCAGCUGCACAGGGUAAUGACAACUAUGUAGGAAUAGCUGCUCGAGACACAGCCAACGCCCUGCGUGUGUUUGUAAAUGCUGCUCGCGGUGUGGCGGCCACUUCCUCUGACAGCCAGGAACAACAACUGAUCCUUGAAAGUGCAAGGGAGGUAAUUGCCCAGAGUAAUAUGCUCCUGGAAGCAGCCAGAAAUGCCAUCAACAAUCCCAAUAACCCAGACAAUCAACAGAGGCUGCAACAGGUUGCCAAGUCUGUUUCAAGCUCUCUGGACACCUGUGUAAACUGCCUUCCUGGACAGAGGGACGUGGACCUUGCUAUCAGGCACAUUACAGAAACGAGCCAGUCCCUCUCCUCUCAGAAGUUCCCAAGGACUUCAAAGUCGUUCACACAAGUUCAGAACGAUAUGACUGACGCGGCAGUCGGAUUAAACACUGCUGCUAGUGAGAUUAUUACGCACUCUCAGACAACAUCGCAACAGUUGUCAAAAUCUUCUGAACACUACAGCAGGCAGUACCAACAGUUUGUGGACACUGGACUUACUCUGGCAGGUCUUGCCAAGGAUCCGGAUACACAAAACCAGAUAGUUGGAGGAUUGAAGAGUGUUUCCAUGGUUUCCAGUAAACUUCUUCUAGCAGCUAAAAGCGUUUCCAUCGACCCUAAUGCUCCAAACGCAAAGAAUCUGUUGGCACAGGCUGCAAGGGCUGUCACAGAGAGUAUCAACCAGCUGAUUAACAUCUGUACGGUGUCUGCUCCUGGCCAGAAAGAGUGUGACAACGCCCUCAGACAGAUUGAGAUGAUGAAAUCUUGGCUGGACAAUCCUAAUGAACCAGUUAGUGACAUGCCAUACUUUGAAUGUCUGGACACCGUCAUUGAAAAAUCUAAGACAAUGGGCGGAGCUAUGACAGGAAUGACCAAUCACGCAAUGAAAGGAGAAACAGAUGAGUUCUGUACGUCUGUGCAGAGUUUUUCAUCUUCUGUGUGUGGUGUGACAGAAGCAUCUGUUCAGGCUGCAUACUUAGUAGGAAUAGCGGAUCCGGCCUCGGAGCCGGGAAGACCCGGUUUAGUCGAUCAAUCUCAGUUCUCACGGGCCAAUCAAGCGAUCCAAAUGGCGUGUCAGAAUCUGACCAAUCCUGCGUCAUCUCAACAACAGCCUUUCGUGCUUACAGCACAAUUAGUGGUGCUUUCUGCAGCUACUGUCGUUGCCAAACACACAUCGGCUCUUUGUAACGCCUGCAGGCUGGCAUCCAGCAAGACAGAUAACCCCGUCGCUAAACGUCACUUUGUCCAGAGCGCUAAAGAUGUAGCAAACAGCACAGCUAACCUUGUGAAGGCUAUAAAGGCUUUAGACAGCAACUUUACAGAAGAGAAUCGUCAAAAAUGUGCGGAGGCCGCCAAACCUCUGGUAGACGCAGUUGAUGAAUUGACAACAUUCGCUUCAUCACCGGAGUUUGCUUCAAAACAGGCUAAAAUCAGUCCCAAGGCACGGCAGGCCCAGGAACCUAUCACAUCUGCAGGAAAAUCACUCAUCUCCGGAGCCUGUAAAAUGUUGGACGCUGCUAAACAACUGUCAAUCAACCCUAAAGACGCACCCACUUAUCAGCUCUACUCCACCCACUCCAAGAGUGUGUCAGAUUCUAUCAAACGUUUGGUGUCAGCUAUCAGGGAUAGCGCACCAGGACAGAAAGAAUGUGACGAAGCAAUAGAGAAGGUCAACCGGUCGAUAAAUGACCUUGACCAGGCAUCGCUGGCUGCAAUAUCACAGAACCUUGCUCCUAGGAAUGAACGCUCACUAAGGUCUUACCAGGAGCAGAUGAUCAGCUGUAGCAGGGAGAUUCUGGAGAUCAUUGAGAGUGUAAAGAAAGCUGCAUCCUCUGAACCUGAAAAUCUUGGUCACAUGGUAACCAAGAUGGCCAACUUUUUGGAUCCUCUGUCAGAUGCAGCAGUUGGUGCGGCGUCACUCAUGACAAACUCUAAACAACAGAUGAGCACUUUGGAUCUUACGAAGACAGUCAUUGAGUCUACUCUACAAUUCUUAUACUCUUCAAAAGAAGGAGGGGGAAACCCUAAGGCUUCAACUACACAAGAAAACAUUACAACUGCUGGUGAUGAUAUGAGGGAUGUGGUGCAGGACUUGCUGCACAUGCUGGAAGACUCUGUUAGCCAGGCAGGGGAAGUAACUACCAUGAUUGAUAAAAUCAGCAAGAGCAUUUCUAGGACAGAUGAGAGGAUUGAGAUCAAACCUGGUCUGGGCUAUGUUGACUAUCAGACAAACAUGGUGAAGCUGGCCAAGAACAUCGCCAAAACUGCGCAAGAUAUGAUUGGGAAGGCAGGGGCAGAUGUUGAGAGCCUCGGUGUUUUAGCCAAUCAGCUGACUCGGGAUUUCGAUCUACUGGCCAGUGACUCACGAGGGGCAGCCACUACAGUGCAAAAUGCUGAGGUUGCCAACAGGAUCCGUGUGACAGUGCAGGACCUGGGCAAGGAUUGUAUCAUGCUGGUACAGGACUGUGGUAACCUCCAGUCCAACCCCAGUGACACGUACGCCAGGCAGGACAUCACUACCCAUGCAAGGAGUGUCACAGAAAAGGUAUCGUUCAUCCUUGCAACUCUACAAAGUGGAUCACGAGGUACGCAGGCUUGCAUCAACGCCGCACACACCGUCAGUGGGAUCAUCGCCGAUCUGGACACCACAAUCAUGUUUGCUACAGCUGGUACUCUCAACGCAGAAGGAGAUGAAAGUUUCGCAGAUCAUAGGGAGAAUAUCCUGAAAACAGCUAAGGCCCUGGUCGAGGAUACAAAAACAUUGGUUGCUGGGGCAGCAUCUAACCAAGAACAGCUGGCCAACGCAGCACAGAUGGCUGUGAAAACAAUCACAAGGCUUGCAGACGUAGUAAAGUUUGGUGCAGGAUCACUCGGCUCAGACCAGCAGGAGGCACAGGUGCUGUUGAUCAACGCUGUAAAAGAUGUGGCUUCUGCGCUCUCAGACUUGAUUAGCGCCACCAAGAAUGCUUCAGGAAAGAGCGUACAAGACCCAGCAAUGCUGCACCUGAAAGAAUCUGCAAAGGUAAUGGUGACAAACGUGACAUCCCUGUUGAAGACUGUGAAAUCAGUGGAAGACGAAGCAACACGAGGAACUCGUGCACUUGAAUCAACCAUUGAAGCCAUAGGGCAAGAAAUCAAGACUUACGUGUCCACUGCUCAGGCUUAUGAAGCUAACCCAACUACAGACAAGAAAGCAUCUGCCGAGGACCUCAUCCGAUAUACAAAACCACUCUCCCAGGCAACGGCAAAGGCGGUUGCUGCGGGCAACAGUGGAAGACAGGAAGACGUAAUUGUGGUCGCAAACAUGGGCAGAAAAGCGGUGUUUGAUCUUCUGGGCGUAUGUAAGGCGGCAGCAGCCACAGCAGAGACCCAUGAUGUUCGAGCGAGGACGAUACAUGCAGGAGGAACAUGUGCUGGAGCGUACAAGAAUCUCUUAGAGCAAGUUAAUGUGGUGCUACAGAAGCCGUCAGUUGAAGCGCGACAACAGUUGACAAUCCUGUCACGAUCAGUGGCGACGUCUGUGUCUGAGAUUGUUCAUGCUGCGGAGGCAAUUAAAGAUAAUGUGAACGUGCGAUGGUCACAGCUCGGCCCAGGAACUGAUUGGGUUGACCCUCAAGACCCCACAGUUAUCGCUGAGAAUGAGCUACUGUCAGCUGCCAGUUCCAUCGAGGCUGCUGCGAAGAAGUUAUCCCAACUUCAGCCAAGGAAAAAGGUCAAGGAUGCUGACAUGUCAUUGAGCUUUGAUGAGCAAAUUCUAGAAGCGGCUAAAUCUAUUGCUGCAGCAACUGCGGCCUUGGUGAAAUCUGCUUCUGCCGCUCAGAGAGAACUAGUUGCGCAGGGCAAGGUUGGAGCUACAUACCACCGUACAGACACUGACGAGGAUGGCCAGUGGUCACAAGGACUUAUCUCUGCGGCAAAGAUGGUAGCAGCAGCGACACACAGCAUGUGUGAGGCAGCCAAUACCAUGGUCCAAGGUAACUGCAGUGAGGAGAAGUUGAUCGCCUCCGCCAAGGAAGUGGCUGCUUCUACAGCAGCUCUACUGGUGGCCUGCAGGGUGAAAGCCGACCCCGGUUCAAAGGCCAUGCAGAGACUUCAGAUUGCGGGCAAUGCGGUAAAGAGGGCAACAGAAGCCUUGGUGCAGUCAGCCCAGCAGGCAAAACAGUUCCAGGAGGAGGAGGAGAGUGUCACCAUUAACCAGAGGAUGGUUGGGGGUAUUGCUCAGGUGCUGGCUGCCCAGGAGGAGAUCAUCAGGAAGGAGAAGGAGCUGCAAAAGGCGAGACAGCAGCUGGCAACUAUCUACCAGCACCAAAACAGGUUCAAGGAAAAAACUCCAGAACACGAUGAUGAUUCUUCUUCAUUCUAGGUUUUCAUUAAAACUUUAUAACUUCGCGAUAUCCCAUCAACUAAGAUACAGUUGGACACUAAGUCGUGCUGGAUAUGCCUUCAUUUGACUUAUGUAAUGGAGUAUGAUAUAAAGGUGUCACCUGUUUGUAGUGCUUGCAGUACAUUGAUUUGUAUUAAUGUAAUAGUGUAUGAUUUUAAGUAACGUCUGUUUUAAUUGCUGGAAACGCCUUAAUUUCAGUUAUGUAAUAUCGUAUGAUUCAAACCUGUACGAUAGAAAGUAUCACCUAAUUUAAGUACUGGAAAUACAUUGUUGUUUUGUCGUUGUAAUAGUGUAUGAUUUUAAGUAUCGCCUGUUAUAGUGCUGGAAUCGCCUUAAAUUCAGUAAAUGAACUUUGUAUGAUUUAAAAGUGAAUGAUUUGAUUUAUCACCUGUUUAAAGCACUAGAAACACAUUGAUUUGUGUCAAUGUAAUAGUGUUUGAAUAAAAGUAUCACCUGUUAAAAAUGCUGUAGACAACUGUAUGUGAUUGAAUGUAAUAGAGUAUGAUUAAAAGCAUCACCUGUUUAAAGUGCUGGUAACGCAUUAACUUCAGUGAAUGAAUUUUGUAUGAUUUAAAGGUGAAUGAUUUAAAGUCUCACCUGUUAGAAGUGCUGACAUGCCCUUGAUUUGAAUUUGGGUAUGAUCAAAUGUAUGGCCUAUUCUAAAUUUUAAAUGCUUUCUGCAAAACUGUUACCCGGUAGAUCAUGUUAUAUUUUAAAAGGUAAUGUGAUAUUGGCACAGAAACAUUUGUAAAAAUGAGUUAUGUCAACAUUUAUUAAGACAUAUUUUUAUUGUGGAGAUAGUUUGUACGUUACGAUGAUAUUAACUCAAAAGUCUGCACUGAAAAUACAUGCGCUGUAGUCCUCUUCCCGGAUUCUGCCUAUUGCUGCAUAUUACACUGCGUUAUUUCACCUGGAAAGUUCAGCUCCCGAUUUAAACAGAGCGAAUGCAACUUUCGGGAAACAGCAGACAAUCUUUCAAAGCCUUCGUUGCAAUUGAUGGUAUCUGCGAAAACAGAGCGUUGCAACGAGCGUAAGAUGUUGAUAAACAUUUGACAGAAUUAUUUUUUUACUUUACAAUAUCAAUAGAUUGACGUUCUUUAAAAACAAAUAUUUGAUGAUCUAAAUAUUGGAACUAGAAUAAUAUUAUGCAAAUAUUUGAAUUUAUUUUUGAAACAAGAAUAAUGUAAUGCAUUGUAGUGUAUUUGUGAGUGCUUUUGGAUUGUUUUCUAAAAUAAACAUACAGCAAUAAGUGUUAAAUAUAUGUUGAAACAAUAUGUGGUUACCUAGCUAAUAUGUUUUGACAUAUGUUGUUUAAUAACAGUACUGCAGUAAUGUUUAUAUAUGUGUUUACUUGUUAAAAAAACUGCAGUUUUAAAUACUGCAUAUUCUAAUUUAUGCACAGACAUAUGUGCCUUUAGUGAUUAUAUGUUGGAAGAUUUUAGCUGACAUUGUGCGUACUGUUUUCUUUGAAUAAUUGCUACUUCUUUAAUUUUGUAUACAUAUCAACUCUGUAUAUGUACAUGCUAUCAUUAUAUUGUUAUAAGUGUAAAUGUCUAGUGGUGAAAGGGAAGAGGCUCAAUGUUAUUCUCAUAGAACCUUCCCCCUUCUCCUCUCAACUUUGUAUAUGGUAUUUGCUAUCUGCGAUAAUGUAAUAAACUACACUGCAAUGUACUAGGCACUUUCUGGUUUAAUCCUUUAUAUAUUGUUGAGUUUUAGAUAGGCUGUUUCUUCGAAACAGUGCUGGCUUAAGCAUAUUUACGUGCUGCAACAUUUGAUGUUUCUAGUUAUUUACUCUAAAGAACCGUAACAAUGAUCAAGGAUACAUAUGUAUGUAAACUGUACCAGAUAUUAGCCAAUUAUAUGUUGGGUAUUAAACAAACAUUAUAUAUAUAAAUAAGGAUUCUUAACAAAGAGACAUGUUUAUCAAGAGACAAGUGUGGUAUUCAUAAACCAUCUUAAGUCAAAUCUUAUCAAUAAGUCGAUUUCCUCAGUUUUUUGUAGUCACAUUGAUAGAAAUGUGCCAGUGUCUUGAAAGAUGAAAGUGUGGUUAUUACACUAAAUUUAUACACAUUAAGUAUUUUAGACAGUAUAAAGCUACUACCUAUAUCAUAUGACAAGUGAGAUUUUUAACUUAAGAAAAUCACCUAAGUUAGGAAAUGACUUAGGAUGUUUUAUGAAACCAGGCACAGUUCUUUUCAGUUAUUGAAAUAUACUUUUUGCAAAUGAACAUAUAUCUGUUCUCCUUAUUUACAGAAGGAAAAGUUAUUUAUUCUUCAAGAUUGCUUAUGAUACAUGUAUAUAUGCAUGCAAUCUAUGCUUAUCAAUGCCUUUCAUUUUGUAUAAUUAUAUAGAUAAAAUAUUUUAUUAAGA
This is a messenger RNA of Mya arenaria, 10694 nucleotides long. RefSeq names its product talin-1-like. The record is from RefSeq and is a predicted model, not a curated record. Lineage: Eukaryota; Metazoa; Mollusca; Bivalvia; Myida; Myidae. Gene Ontology annotation, cellular component: focal adhesion; cytoskeleton; ruffle. The transcript is spliced from 62 exons. Gene Ontology annotation, molecular function: actin filament binding; structural constituent of cytoskeleton; integrin binding. Gene Ontology annotation, biological process: cell-cell adhesion. Bases 522 to 8303 code for a protein of 2593 amino acids.